Ilyonectria robusta is the source of this 1199-nucleotide messenger RNA. Its product is annotated as ketoreductase. The record is from RefSeq and is a predicted model, not a curated record. The transcript has 3 exons. Gene Ontology annotation, molecular function: oxidoreductase activity, acting on the CH-OH group of donors, NAD or NADP as acceptor. The coding region runs from base 50 to 1072 and encodes 340 amino acids. NCBI's taxonomy places the organism in Eukaryota, Fungi, Ascomycota, Sordariomycetes, Hypocreales, Nectriaceae.
CCGUGUCCAUCAAAUUUCUUUCUACCCAGGUCGACCAUAUUGAUACAACAUGCCCAAGAUUCUUGUCACAGGUGGCACGGGCUUCGUUGCUGGGCAUGUCAUUGACGUGCUCCUCAAGCGUGGCCAUAGUGUUGUAACGACAGUCCGCUCGCAAGAGAAAGUACAGUUGAUUCGUAGUGCGUUCCAAGAAGUCGAUCAAGAGAGGCUUGCUAUCGCUAUCGUCCCCGAUAUAGCAUCGAAUGACGCCUUCCAAGAUUUGGGAGUUCAUGGGUUAGAAGCCGCCAUCCACGUUGCUAGUCCCUUCCACUACGACGUCAAGGACCCAAAGAAAGAUCUGAUUGACCCAGCGGUUCUUGGUACAACUGGAGUCCUCGGAGCUCUGAAGAACCUUUGUCCAACCGUCACACGCGUCGUCGUCACAUCUUCCUUUGCCGCGAUUCUAAACCCGGGACUGGCAUCACUUGGAGCGAAGAAAACUUAUUCGGAGGCCGACUGGAGUCCUCUUACCCUUGAAGAUGCCAACAAGAGCGGGGGCAUUGCCUACGUAGUAUCGAAGGUAAUGGCUGAAAAGGCAGCGUGGGAUUUUAUUGCCACGGAAAACCCGGCAUUCUCUCUCACUACCAUCAACCCUCCAAUGAUAUACGGUCCGAUCAAGUAUCCCGUCAAGUCCUUAGCCUCGGUCAACACUUCAAGCCAGCUACUUGCGGAUGUUAUUUCUGGAAAGCACAAGGAUGGCUUGCCUCCGACCGCGCUCCCACUCUGGGUCGACGUUCGCGAUGUGGCGCUGGCCCACGUCAAGGCCGUGGAAGAACCAGAUGCCGCUGGUAAACGCUUUCUAGUCACUGCUGGCCAUUAUAGCAAUGCUGAAAUGGGGAAAAUUCUCUACGAGAGCCUCCCCGAACUGCGGGAUAGAUUGCCUGAUGAGGAGAACAUGGGAGGAGCCCCAAAUCCAAACCUGCAGUCCUUUGGAUACGACAAUUCUCAAGCGACAAAGAUUUUAGGACUGGAAUGGAUACCACAUGAGAAGACGGUGAUUGAUUCAGCCAAGGCGAUGCUGGCAACUAAGUUAUAACCAGGGAGCUUCUGUUGCAGCGUUCUGUACACCAUCACCCAAGUUCGAGGGUAUUGUCCAUAGCGUAUGUAGAAAUGAAUCGCCGGAAUAUUCUAAGAAGAAAUGGAACUUCACAUUUAAUUCUACA